Molecule: messenger RNA, 714 nt
Organism: Cantharellus anzutake
Lineage: Eukaryota; Fungi; Basidiomycota; Agaricomycetes; Cantharellales; Hydnaceae
Exons: 4
Coding region: 1-714 (237 amino acids)
Source: RefSeq, a predicted model, not a curated record
AUGUCGUAUGCUAGUGUUGUCGCAGCAGGCGCCCCUCCGUUGUCGGCACAACCUCACCCUGACACAGCACUCCUAAACACUGAACAAGGGGAGACUCAACUCUCGAGUGCUGAUUCCAAGAUUACUGUUGCCCCAGCUGACUUCAAGAAGAACCCGAGGUCUGCCGACACCGACAUCAGGGACGAGCUUGAUGUUGCGAGCGAAGACAUAGAAGAGGGCGAGGACACGAGCCGACCUAGUAAGGGGGAGUCGCGCAAAGACCAUACUAACUGUAAGAAGGCUGGGGAGGAAUGUCGAGAGCUUUGGGAGAAAGCCAAGGGGUACCUUCUGAGACCUACUGUAGCAGGUGGCUUACUAGGUGUAGUAAAUGUGGGACUCCUCGGGAGCAUUGGGCAUUCACUCUAUACCGUUCCUGCGCACCGUAGCUCUCCCAGGUUCCUCUCCCUUGCCGCUAUUACCACUCUUGGCCUCUUCGGGAUUGAGGGUGCUCUUGCUGAGGCUUAUCGCAAGACAGAGCUAGGCCGGCGCGAGGAAGCUCGAGCGAAGGAAGAGGGCGCUGCGAUAUGUAGGCAUGUCAAGACAGUUCUGUUGAGGCCUGGGGUCCUUGGUGGAUAUUGGAGUUAUGUGAAUUGGGAUGACCCAUGGAAGUGGGACAGGCAAAGGGUUAGUGCUGCGAGCGUCGGAUUGCUCGCAUUGUUUGCUGGUGAAGGGUGA